Messenger RNA from Macrobrachium nipponense, 447 nucleotides. Its product is annotated as basic salivary proline-rich protein 3-like. The coding region runs from base 1 to 447 and encodes 148 amino acids. The transcript has a single exon. NCBI's taxonomy places the organism in Eukaryota, Metazoa, Arthropoda, Malacostraca, Decapoda, Palaemonidae. The record is from RefSeq and is a predicted model, not a curated record.
AUGUGGCGGACACUGCCCUGCCCGUCCUGGGACCCGCGGCAGGCCUGCCCCGCCUGUCCAGGGGAACGUGGAGGACACUGCUCGCCCGUCCUGGGACCUGUGGCGGGCCCGGCACGCCUGUCCUGGGACACGUCGUGGACACCGCCGCCCGUCCCGGGACCCGAGGCGGGCCUAGCCCGCCCAUCCCGUGACACGUGGCAGACACCACCCGCCCAUACCGGUACCCAGGGCAGACCAAGGCCCUUCCGUCACGGACAUGUGUCGGACACUGCCCGCCUGUCCCGGGACCCAGGCCAGGCCUGGCCUGCCCAUCCCGGAACACGUGACGGACGACUGCCCGCCCGUCCCGGGACCCACGGCGGACCCGGGCCCUCCUGUCUUGGACACGUGUCGGACGCCUGCCCGGCUGUCCCAGGACCCGCUACGGGCCUGGCCCGCCUGUACUAG